AUGGGGAAAGACAAUACCACCUGUGUAAAAAGAAUUUUUCAUGGUUUCGCUACAGCGCUAGGGGGCAAGGAGAGAUUUUUGGAUGUAGGGAAGUGGGCGAAGCAGAAGCUAGUGGUGUCGCCUGCCAUGAGCAACAAUGUAAUUGCAUUGGCAAUGGCAGAGGAGAUGAUCACUACAAUCGAGAGGAGGAAUCGUGAAUCAGAGUUGAUGGCACUUGCAGGCUUACACACGGUCUCCAUGCUUGAUUCUUCGUUCUUGAGGGAGUCACAGUCCCCAACUUCGAGGCGCCAAGGAGAUGUUGAGAGGCUGAGUACCCAGGCCUCCUCUAUUUUACAGAUGUGGCGGGAGUUGGAGGAUGAGCAUGCAUUUAGUCAAGCUCAGGAAAGGGUAAGAGAGAGGUUGAGGCAGCGAAGGAGUGUGGAUCCUAAUACAAAUAUGUCUGGAAGUAGAGAGAGUGAUAAUCAGGGCAGCCUGGAAGGUGCUAGUGAGAGUGAGCAUGACUUUGCUACUUGGUCCCAGGAGCAGGUGGGCCCACGGAAUGAGAAUAGGGAUCCUGACCAUUCUAGUCGGGAACAAUCUCCAGAUCUAGGGGAUGUUGAUAGGGAGAGGGUGAGGCAUAUUGUUCGCGGAUUGAUGGAUAGUGGCAUUAGUGAUGCUUCAUCUAAUGUUAUGCAGGGGAAUGGCAGUCCUAGAGCUGAAUGGUUGGGGGAAACUGAGCGUGAAAGGGUAAGGAUUGCUAGAGAGUGGAUGCAAAUGACAAGUCAGCAGAGAGGAUCUCGUAGUGGACACAGGGAAGAUCAAAAUGAUGGACUUGGCGCUCAAGUUGGCCGUCGCCGUGAAGGGUCUGAUGUUGCCCACGGGGAAGAUCAGCCAGAGCAUAUUCGCAGAGACAUGUUGAGGUUGCGCGGAAGACAAGCCUUACUUGAUUUGCUUGUUAGGAUAGAGAGGGAAAGGCAGGGGGAACUUCAGGGCCUAUUGGAACAUCGUGCUGUUACUGACUUUGCACAUCGCAAUCGUAUUCAGUCAUUACUUAGAGGCAGAUUCUUAAGAAAUGAAAGGCCCGAUGAGGAAGAGCGACCACCUUCAAGGGCAGUUAGUGAGUUAAAUCAGUUAAGGCAGCGACAAACAGUCUCUGGACUGAGGGAAGGGUUCCGCUCCAGAUUGGAAAACAUUGUUCGUGGCCAAGAAGUUCAACAUGAGAAUCAUGACCAAUCUCAAUCUAGACUUCAGGAAAGUGAUGUUAACCAAUUGCCGGAUCGUAUUGCAAAUCUGGAUAGUAACACAGCUGUUCAAAGUACACAUCAACAAGCUGCUGCAGCUCAAGGAAGCAAUUGGCAGCAACAGGUUGCUGAAGAUGAGAGAGAAAAUGUGCAAGAAUCAAACUAUAAUGAAUCUAGUGGAUGGAGAGAUAUCACUUUGCAAGACACUGAUAGGAACUGGCAGGAAAAUCGUGUACCUAAUUGGAAUUCGGAAGCAACAGUAAAUGAAGGUGGAGGUCAAAGUCAGCUGGAAGUAGUCCAUGACGAUAGGCGUGAUAAUGGCUCUCGAGAAGCUAUAGAAAAUUGGUCUGAAGUGCCUUCAGAUCCUCCAAGAAUGCGGGACUCUCUACCACAUAGAAGAGGCACUAGGUUCCACCCCCCUGAUGAUGAUAAUGUAUACAGCAUGGAACUCAGAGAGCUGCUUAGCAGGUUAUUGUCUCACUCUGUUAUGUGCUCAAGCUUCAAUAUUUUU
Messenger RNA from Olea europaea var. sylvestris, 1731 nucleotides. RefSeq lists its product as uncharacterized. NCBI's taxonomy places the organism in Eukaryota, Viridiplantae, Streptophyta, Magnoliopsida, Lamiales, Oleaceae. The transcript is spliced from 6 exons. The record is from RefSeq and is a predicted model, not a curated record. The annotation marks the transcript as partial.